AUGGGCUCCCGAGGACUGGCUAUGCCCUCUGUGUUGGCGUAUCAAGACAAGGCUCGAUAUCAUGCCGGCGAUGCUAUUUGCAAUUUUUUCACGUCUUCUUCCUGUUUCUUCAAACUGCAAGCCACAGCGGGCUCCUGCAAGCGCUCUGCAGCAACCUCCACCGGCUUCUGGCCUCCCAUUGCCUAUCAUCCCGCCAUUCGCUUCGCCCGUCAAUGCUGCAACCCUGUUUCCUUGAGGCGAGUGCCUGAGCGUGACAUUGCACCCUUGGCCACCCUUGGGCAAAAUGCCAUUGGAUCCUCGCUGAGCUUCAGUGGACUCUUGGUGGGCUCCCAGGUGGAUGCGAGCUGCCCAACCGUCAACGUCACCACCCAUCGACGUGUCCAGCCUGCAUUUGUGGAUGCUCUGUUGCAGGCUUCAUGA
Messenger RNA from Trichoderma harzianum CBS 226.95, 420 nucleotides. RefSeq lists its product as hypothetical. Bases 1 to 420 code for a protein of 139 amino acids. The transcript has a single exon. The record is from RefSeq and is a predicted model, not a curated record. Lineage: Eukaryota; Fungi; Ascomycota; Sordariomycetes; Hypocreales; Hypocreaceae.